CACCUUUCCCAUGUCUGCUGGAUUCGAGGACCCCUUCUCAAGCCUGCCCGCCGCCGUCAUCGGCCACAUCCUCGGGCUCGGCGACGCUCGCACCGUCUGCAUGUGCGCGAGCGCGAGCGCGACUCUCGCCGCCGCCGUCGAGGAGGCGGACGCGCCCAUCUUUGCGUCGCUGGUGCAGCGGCGGUAUGGCCACCUCGAGGGGUGGGCGAUCCCCGCGGCGGCGCUCGCGCCGCCGCCGCACGACCCGUGCGGCUGGCGCGCCCUCUACUACCGCCUCGCCGACCGGCGGUCGGACGGAUUUUGGGGGCGCAUCGCCGUCGGCAAUGUCACGCACGAGGCGCUCGUCGCGCGUGGGCUAGUGCGGCCCACCAGGCCGGCGGCGCGGGGGUGCGUCCUGCUGAUCGACGACGCGAUCUACGACGUGACCGCCUUCGCGCCCCUCCACCCUGGCAUGGCCGCCUCCCUCCACCUCUUUAGCGGUUCGGACGCGACCGAGCCCUUCCACGACGUCGCCCACUCGGCAGAGGCCCUCCGCAUCAUGCGCUCCUUCCUCGUCCCUGGCCUCCGCCUCCCGCACGAAGGCGUCCCCGCCUCGCUCCUCAGCGACGCCGAGCCGGGACGACCUGGGGGGCAGUUCCGCGCCUGGUCGUCCCUGACUGGGGCGCGGCGCCGUGGGCCGCCACGUGGGUGGGCACCCCGUGGGCCACCCCGUGGGGCGACUCUGCGCCCUGGUCGGACAUCACGCCGUGGGCCGGGGUGAGGCCUGGCAAGGGGUGGGGGGGCGGCAUCGGAGCGCUGGUCGGCUCGACAGCCGCUGCCAAGGGCGCCACCGCCGAGCUGAGGCAGAGGCUCGCUGCGGAGCUCUCGGCGCCAAACGAGCUCGCUGCCCGGUGGCUCUCGCGGGGCGCGAAGCCGCUGGUGCCGCUCGCAGCGCGGCUGGCGCUGCUGGGCAGCAGCGUGCUCCAGAUGCUGCGCCCGCCCGCCGACGGCAGCGCCGGCCACCGGCGGCACCACGCGCUCUUCGAGGCGGGGCUGUACAGCUGCAGUCCGCGCGAGGAGGCGGAGGACGACCCCGCCGACGAGACACACUGGGGGGACAACUUCGACGCGGCGGCGGCGCGCGUGGCGGCGCUGCUCUGGCCGCACGCUGUCGGUGGCGAGGCGGCGGGCGCCCCGUGAGCCGUGACCGGCGGGGUCCGGUGUACGGCUCGAUAUCGGCUGAAGCGGCGCGCCCCGGGGGGCACAACACGCCUUAAAAUAAUCGAAAUUCUUGUACACUCAGUCUCAGAUCGUGAACGAGCUGGUAAAUACAAACAUGCCAAGCGCCUAAUUGUACUUCCGCGUAAGUUAGUUUCUGAGCACUGAGGAGGCGAGAAGACAGAAGUC
Emiliania huxleyi CCMP1516 is the source of this 1386-nucleotide messenger RNA. RefSeq lists its product as hypothetical. Gene Ontology annotation, cellular component: membrane; intracellular membrane-bounded organelle. The transcript has 7 exons. Bases 11 to 760 code for a protein of 249 amino acids. The record is from RefSeq and is a predicted model, not a curated record. NCBI's taxonomy places the organism in Eukaryota, Haptophyta, Isochrysidales, Noelaerhabdaceae. Gene Ontology annotation, molecular function: protein binding; heme binding.